AUGAAACCUUCUUUGUUUUUCUUGGUCGCAAGCGUUGCCGCUCAGUUGGACAUUGGCAUUACUAACAGUCUGGGUGCAAAACUUUCUCCCAUCCACAACAUUUCUAUUGGAUCUCCGCUUACGGAAAUUCCCUUCCAGAUCCGUCUAGACGCAGCAAGACUGUAUGUUUCUCCCUCUUUGAGUAGCUCAGGCCUGGUUUUCAAUCUUCUGGAUCUGGAGGCUUUUUCGGAAACUUCUCAAUGUCCCUUCAAUGGAGAAGACCUUUACAUACCCAAAAAGAUAGGCAUCGACCGUAUUUCCAUUGGGGGCUUCGAAGUCGACGACUACCCCUUUGUCUUAUCUGAUAUCGAUGGUUUCCGCUUAGGCCUCGCUCUUCCAGGGCCCGUAGGGUACCUGGAUGAUUGUCCGAACAAGAACUUUUCCAUUGUGUCAUUGAUGCAAGAGUCUGGCUACAUCAAGAGCAAGGCAUUUUCGCUUUCCUAUUUCGAUUCUGCACCCCAGGUCCUCUUUGGCGCUAUCGACCACGGUGCAUAUGAUGGAUCGCUCUACAAAUUCAAAUUGCUUCACGACACACCCAUUGCAAAACUGGACUACAUCAACCCAGGACUCCUUUUGGACGGCAUAGCAGGCUUUAACUUCCUGUAUUCCAAUCAGUCCAUAGCACUCCUCUCCUAUGGACCCACGUAUUUACUGCAGAGCUAUAUCGAUGCGUUGACAGACCACUUCAAUGGCACGCAAGGACGCAAUUUGGUUCUGGUGCCAUGCCUGUACUUGCAGCUGACAGAUUAUAUUUCCUUUUACUUCAGCGGAGUGGAGUUUCCAAUUCCUGAAAAAAGCUUUAUUUCUCCCCCUGAUUCUUCUUACCCAGGCUGUGUCCUCAAUGUGGCUCCGGCAAUCACAACCAUGCAGCUCGGAGACAUUUUCAUGAAGGGCCGUUAUGUAGUGGUUGACUACGAUUCUGGCGAUGUUGCUCUUGGCCAAGCCGCAGCAGAAGAGAAGCAAGAAACCAUCCAAGAGAUAGUCUCGGGCAUUCCACUGGCCACUACAGCCGUCUUUUACACCUACUCGGAAUCGGACUCCACCUCCAGUAACCAGUAUGUCACAUAUUACUAUACAAUGAUGCUGAAACAUCCAGACUAUGCCAUGUACACCGGCAAGAGAUCCAAUUCGGAUGUUACUGUUUCUGUUGAUACCGAAGCCCAAACUGCCACCACCAGUGCUCUGGAACCAAGUUCAAGCAGCAAGGCGUCUGCAGACGAUACAUUUGUUGCUGGCGGUGUUAUGGCUUUCUUUGUUGGAGCGUUGUUGAUGAUGUGA
Molecule: messenger RNA, 1317 nt
Organism: Clavispora lusitaniae ATCC 42720
Lineage: Eukaryota; Fungi; Ascomycota; Pichiomycetes; Serinales; Metschnikowiaceae
Gene: SAP3
Product: aspartyl protease SAP3
Source: RefSeq, a predicted model, not a curated record